CAGGCACACCGUCUGUGGAAUUUAGCUCACCUGGGCAUAAAUAAGAAGACAGAACAAGAGAAAAUCGGAAAGACUGGCCGUUUGACGGACAUCUCUGGAGGAUCAAUCCCCAUCAUUGCUGCAGCAUGGGGUUUGGAAAUUCAUCUGAAAUGCAGAUGGAGCAGACCAAGAAGCAUGUGGACUACUGUUCAGGCCCAUGCCACGCUGAGCAGAUUUUGCAGGUCUUGAACAAUUACAGGCAGAAUGGCAUCUUUACAGAUGUGGUGCUUCAGGUUGGCACAGUGGAGUUCCCCUGCCACCGAGCUGCUCUUUCAGCCAACAGCAUCUAUUUCCGUGCUAUGUUUCACAGCAACUUGAAAGAGAGCUGCCAGGAUAAAGUGAAGAUCCACGAUAUUUCACCAUCCAAUAUGGAGGCCUUAUUAAAUUUUAUGUAUGAAGGGAAAGUGGACAUCCAUGAGGAUAAUGUGGAGUCAAUUUUUCUGGCAUCUGAUCACUUGCAAAUAAAUGUCGUUCGUGAUGCUUGUGUCAAAUUUCUUGAAAAGCAAAUUGACCCUUCCAACUGCCUAGGAAUUCUCAAGUUAGCACGAUCCUUCUCUGUUCACACCCUGACUGAGAAAUGCACCAAGUUUUUGUUUGAGGAUUUUGCUGAAGUGUUCAAACACGAGGAAUUCCUGCUGCUGUCAGACGUGGAGCUCGUUGAGUUUCUCUGCAGCGAACGGCUCACAGUUGAACAUGAGGCUGUUGUCGAUGCGGUGAUUCGAUGGCUUCACCAUGACGUUCCUGCGAGAAAGGUGCACCUGAAGAACCUGCUGGCAUUAGUUCAGCUUCCUUUGCUUGACCCUGUGUAUUUCGUUAAUAAAAUUGAAAUGGAUGAAGUCAUCAUGAAAUCCGAGGAGUGCUGGCCCUUACUUCAAGAAGCUCGGCGGUAUCAUAUUUUUGGAAAUGAAGUCAUGUCUACAAGGACCCAUCCGCGCAGAUUUUUAGGAAUGACUGAGAUGUUAGUAGUCAUUGGCGGUUGUGAUAAAAAGGGAUUCUUUCAGCUGUCAUGUACUGAAAAAUAUAACUUUGAAACAAAAAAGUGGACACCAGCUGCUACUGUUCCAGGGGGUUUAAAAUCUGAAUUUGCUGUAUGCACACUUCAAAACGACAUCUAUGUGUCAGGUGGCCAUAUCAACAGCAAGGCCGUGUGGAGGUACAUGUCAAAGCUCGAUGCAUGGGUUCAAGUUGCACCCUUGAACAAAGGGCGAUGGAGGCACAAAAUGGUAGCACUUCAAGGCAAGAUUUAUGUAGUGGGAGGAUUUGAUGGAAAUGGCAGAGUGGCGAGUGUUGAAUGUUACAAUUCCUUUACCAAUGAGUGGCAUCCUGUUGCUGCUUUGCUGGAGGCUGUGAGCUCUGCUGCUGUCACCACAUGCCACAACAAGCUGUUUGUGAUUGGUGGAGCUGUUAACGAUCAAACCAAUACAAACCAAGUACAAUGCUAUGAUCCAGAUGAAGAUAAAUGGAUUCACAUGGCCCCUACUCCAUUUUACCUCCGUUGCCUGAAUGCUGUCACUCUUGACAAAACCAUAUAUGUUGUUGGUGGACUUAUGGAAAAAAUGUAUAGCUAUGUCCCAGAAAAGAAUCUGUGGAGUGAAGCUGUGACUUUGCCCGGCCCCUUGGAAAGCUGUGGCAUGGCGAUUUGCCAUGGCAAAAUGUACAUUCUUGGUGGCAGGAAUGAACAGGGAAUGGGCACCGACAAGGUAUUCAGCUUCGAGCCUUCCUCAGGAGAAUUUACAGAGGAGCCCCCCAUGCCACGCUGCCUCAUUUAUCAUGGCUGUGUCACCGUCACUCAGCCCUUAAAGAAAAACCUGAAGCUGUGAGACAUUAUCUUCUCCUACUUAUUUAUGGUCACACUGUAGUACCUAGAGAGUACCUUGAAGGGUUCUGCACCUUUUCUGUCCCUGUGGGACAUUAAGAUUUAUUUCCUCAAAGGGUACAUUAAAAUGGAAUUGUCUUACCUACAAUGGAUGAAUCUGUAGGUGCAGUGUUCAGAAUGCAACAAAUUGCACUCUGGGUAUCAUAUGAGAAAACGUUCUAUUAAUCACAACCAACAUUCCACACCUUCAGGUAAUGUCGCAAAGGAACUUACAGUAUGUGAAGAAUUCAUAGCUCCGUACACUGUGCCUCUGCCUUGAUAAUGAUCAGUCAUAAUUGGUCAUUGCAGUUUCUCCAUAUUCCGGGGGGUGCCGGUAUUUAUGCCUACUGCAUGAAGCUGGUUCAUUAUUAUGGGAAGCCUUAUCCUUACUUUACAUUUUUGUUGAAUAAAAUGUUAGGGAUUUUUGUCCCACCACUAGGUAGUAAGGAUUUAUGUGAUGCAGCAUAUACUGUAUAAUGUGAUGUAAUUCAAUGAAAACAAACUUUUCAUUCUUUUUUUAACAAGAAAUCAAUUGAUUGUGUUCACUUCACCUUCUUCAUAAUUUUAUCAUGUUUAAUUUACAAAGAUAUGUAAAGUCCAAAGUAAGCAGUUAGGAUUUAGCAUAAUGAUGACUAGGCAGUGUGGUAGCUCAGUGAUUAUUAGUGCCACGCCACAGCUCCAGGGACUAGAGAUUCAGUCCCUGCCUUGUAUUUAUCUGUGACAAGCUGUCCACUUGGAAUUCUUCUUCACAUGUUCCAGAUCCGUCCCAUUGUCUUAUAGAUAUGGAGGCUAAGAGAGCUGGUGACUCUAACUUGGCCUGUAUGGCCAUUUGUGGGUGUGUGUCCUACAACAGACUACUGACUCUGUCAUUAUUGAUUCCUAAGUUGUUGCCAUUGCUUCCAGGAUAGACUUUGAAAAUGGAUGAAUAGAUUAUUUGAACAACACCUAGAAUUCUGGCCUGGAAUCACUAGCCAAUUCAUAGUUCAGAAUUGCAUCAAAUGAAAUUUUGCAUAUCCAUAGCAUAAAUGGCAUGGUAGCCAAAUGGUGUUUGUCUCACAGCAGCAGAAACUGUUCUGUGUGCAGUUUGCACAGUCUCUGUGUGGGUUUUCUUCAGGUGCUUCUGCUUCCAUCAACAUUGUAAAUAAGAAACACAUUACAUUAAUUGGAGUCUCCAUAUCGGUUAAGUACAAUGCACAUGUUGGAGAGUAGCCUGGGACUGAUUAAUGCCAGCACACACGCACGCCUGCCUUGGCAUGUUGCUGCCAGGAAUCACCUCAUCCUUUAGGUUCAUAAUUAGGAUGGAUAGAUAGACUAUAGAGACCUAAAAAAUGACACACAUCAGUGCGCAAUGAAGUUUGCCAACAUACAGAAUGCACCACCUCAAGCUUAUGGGUGACUUACUCGUGUAAUGCAAAGAUCUCUCCAUUAUUAAACCUGCGUAAUUCAGUUCAGGAUUUGAGGAAAAGGUGAAAACGAAAUCUAGGAAAUUAAACAAAAAUGACUUUAUUCAAAAAUUAAGGCAAAAAUCCGAAAGGCUUACAAAAACAAAGAAAAGAAACCCAGCCUCUUAAAAAGAAUCCAAAGACUUUCUUAAAAAUGUAAAAUUAGUCAUACAAAAAGAUAGAGAAACUCAUUGCCAAUCCUCAAAGCAAGAUUUAAUAAUUGUAAUACAGAAGUGGGUAGUUAUAAAUGAGAAAAAUCCAAAAUCAGGAGGUUAUCCCAAAAACGGGAAGAAAAGAGAAAUUCUUAGUGUUUACCUUGACUGGGGCCUGUGAAUGCCUCAUUGGUGGACUCAGAUGCUAAUCCAGCUGCGAUAUUAGGAGGCACCGUCCCCUGGGGGCAACAAAAAAAGGAGAAGAAACAAAAGAAAAUGACAAAGAAAUUAAUCACCAAAAAUAACACAUUUUUGGUCUACCAGAAAAACAAAAUUUUUUGCUCCAGUCCGCGUGUUUUUUUAGACUUGUGGGUUCCAAAUCCAAAUCAGGCUACGGAAUUGUUCUAGCACAUCCUGUUUUUGAAAGAUGAAGGUUUAAAAUAAUAAAAAAGAAAUCUCUAUUUUAGGGAAAAAGUAAUUUUAUUAAAUUAAUUAUUUAGACUUGAAAAAUGAUAAAUUACAUAAGGAGACUUUUUAAAAAUAUAAAUAUUACUUACAAAAUGGAGUUACCUGGUAAUUGUUUUCCUCAUAUUUGUUUCAUGGUGGAAUGACCAGCAGAAGGGUGCUAACACAGACUCCCCUCCGCUUGCCACUGUAAUGUCUCCCCAAAUGAGCAAUGUCCUGGUGGAACGUCUUCCCAUGUUCAUCAGAAACGGCUCUCCUAUUCUCAAAGAAAAACAAAAUCCAAGUAACGAGCAUAGGAAAUCGAUUUUUUAAAGACAUGUGUUAGGUACUGUAGAAAGAGAGAAGCUCCUCAACUUAUUCCUCAUAAUUUUCCACUCUUGAAUUCCCAAGAACACUAUGGCACAUGCUAUUUUUUUAUAAUAAAUUAUUGGUGUGUAUUCUUUUAGUGUUUGCUUGCCUGCUAACUUGGUCAAGGAAAUGGAUGGAUCCAUUGCAUAUUUCUGUUGACACAAUUUAAACAACUUUUUCUCUUCUGGACAAUAAAAAGGCAUCCAUAUAACCUUGUAAAUAUAAAUUUCUGUCUAUUUUGAAGGAAUAAGUGGAGAGAAAAAAUUAAUUUUGGGUUGUUUCCACCUCAACUAACUAGUAUUAAGAACGAGGAAGACUGAUAUUUUCAGCUCAAAAUACAGUAUACUUCAAAUAAUACUCUGAACAUAGAAAAUACCAUAAAACAAAUUUAACCUAUUCCUAAAAAAAGUUAAAAAUGGCAUUUUUCACAGAAUCUUGCGGAAACAGUUUGCGAUAUAGAAACUCCAGUUUCAGAAACAUAAAUUUGUACACUGAUUUGUUUUGCAUGGGAGUAUUUUAGUGUUGACCAGUGUAAUUAAUAAAAAAUAACAAAAAAUUAAAGAAACUAUAUAACAAAAUAUAAGUAACAAUUAAAAAUAAAUACUUUUUAGACAUUUUUAUUCAGAGCCCCAUGAUUUGUAAACUUUUUAUCUUAAGGGGGUUGUCGUGACAUACACUGAAGUCAAAAUAAAAUAACUGCUGGCCGGAAACACUAGAGACACUUAAAAUGAAAUUUCAAGGCCUUUAAUUUUUCUUACAUUUUUAAUUGAAAUAUUUUUGGAAAGAUAAAAUAUAAUUCAGGAAACCAAAAGUUUCUUUGAGCCAAUUUUGCUUAAAAUUUGGUUCUAGAGGAUUGUAGUAAGAGAGUGAGAUUUGUGAUAAGCAGUUGAAUGAAGAAACACGUCACAUGUGCCGCACACCCCCAGACAAACUUGUUUGGGGUUGAUGCCUAAAACACAUUCAAAUUUCAACCCCAGUUAAAACACUUCCUCUUAUACUCUCUUAUAUGGUGAAAGUUAAACACUUUCUCCCCCAUUUUAUUGUUGUGCCCAUUUGCUGACUUAAGUUUUGCAGUUCUGUUCGCGGGUAAUUAAAUUGAGAAGGCUGAAGUAUUGUUGGACAGAGGUUUGGUUCCUUUUCCUUUAUCAACAGUAGAAUCAUUCCAGUCAGCAAUCUAUAUUUUUACUUCACUAAUAAAAGGAACCAAAUAAUUUCAAUGGAAAAGAAACAGAAAAACUGUUAACAAAACUGCAGUAAUGGAUGUCUAGCAAGAACCUGACACAGAAUCAAAGGGACUGAAGGGAGUUCUGGCAGCAGUGGACCAAACUGUUCCAACUAAGCAGGGCUCCAGUCUGUUGCAGGACACACACACACACACACAGCACAAUUAUAUCUGACAGUAUCUGAAGAAGAACCCACUGAGCUCAAUGAACCAGAAGGCAAACAAAUCGAGGACCUCCAUUUUUCCCAAAAAUACAUAUCAAAUAUUAAAUGUAAUGUCAUAAAUGUUUUUAUAUUAUACGUUUUGAAAAUAAUAACUACCACCCAUUCGAAAAACAGGACCGGUUUUAGUGUCUGUAUGAAAUUAUACUGUGAAUUUUCAGGACUGUGUGUUUCUAGUCUUGGAAACCUCUGUGUGUUUGCUUUGGUGCACUGAUGCUGUGAUGGAAAUCAAAUCAAAAACAUUUUUGGUCUUUAUGGUGAUUAGUUUCAUCUCAGUAUCAUACCAGUUACAUAAUAAAUUUGUUACAAGUGUUCUGUUAUCACUGAAUGACAUAAAAUGGAAAUCCUUGGGAAGGAAAAUGUGAAAGAUGCCAAAUUUAAAGGCAUAAAUUGAGUAUUUGUAAUGCUUCACAACAUACUUUCUAUGAGCCACCUAACCAUUUCUUUCAUGUCAACAUCAAUCUGCGCAACAUCAUUUAAGAUAUAUAUCUAUUUUUUUAACUAAUUUAUAUUUAUGACUUAGAGAUUAAUGUAUUCAUUUGUUGUUAGUGUGUUUUGUUAGCGCAUAAGCAGCACAAAGUAUUGUGCAUCACUUCCGUCUUUGAAUCACAACUGACUUUCAACCAGUACACAAUCAGACUUGAGCAGAUCUGUUCCUGUGUGCCCAUUCCUUUUUUUGAAAGAUUCUUAUGUAACAUAAUGAAUAAAAUGCUAGAAAUGAUUUACAAGAUUUGUGUUUCUUCAUACAAGUAGUGUUAGGUGUAAUGCCAUGAGGGUGGAUGCUGUUAGAAGUGAUGAACUCCUCAGCUUUGUAGUCAGAAAAGAAGUUUGGCUUCUUGUAUUAAAACUCAUCAUUUUGUAAAGUUAAAUAAAGAUUCUUGUUUCUGUC
This is a messenger RNA of Polypterus senegalus (gray bichir), 6633 nucleotides long. RefSeq names its product kelch-like family member 35 (gene klhl35). The transcript is spliced from 7 exons. Gene Ontology annotation, molecular function: protein binding. The coding region runs from base 126 to 1859 and encodes 577 amino acids. Lineage: Eukaryota; Metazoa; Chordata; Cladistia; Polypteriformes; Polypteridae. The record is from RefSeq and is a predicted model, not a curated record.